AUGGCCGCCAUCACCGAUCCCUACCACCUGCAUGAUGAGCAGGCUCCGUGCCCCGGCUGUGAGGCCGACAUGGCACCCGCUUCCUCGUCCGACUUUUACGCGGGCCUCUACUGCCGUAACCGUCCACCCGUCCUCAACGAGCGCUUUAGCCGUGUCGCUACGGAUCUCGAAGCGUCUCUCCUUCAGGCUCAUCUGACAGACGACGACGAGAUCACGGCCAUCUCCCAGCCUGCCCAGAGUCCUCUGAUUACCUCCGCACAAAUUCCGGCCCUCGCUGAGGCAUAUGAACCUUCCAUCGACUCCUUGGCUACUCUCAAGGGCGUCAUCGACCACCCCGAUCAACCCGACCAAGCUCGGCCAUAUCUUGUCUACGUCCUAGACAACCGCUGCCUCGAUCCUGGCUACGACGUCGAAACAUAUCAAGCACUCGACCUCACCGAGCAUGCCAUGGCUGCUCACGAGAUCAGUCACGCUCAAAGUUACCCCACCAAUAUUGAAAGCUGGGCACCCUUGCCUCCUGCUCUACUCGCCAACACUCGUGGCUCCCCUACUCCUGCCGCUCUCGGGCUUAGUGAAAGCUUGGUUCUGGGAGCAAAGUCGACCACUAGCAGCCGCAGCGUCAUGACUGGCUCUUCCUGGUGCCCGGUCACCUAUCCUGGUGAUGAAGAAGAAGGGCCGUAUGCCACUGACCUGUUCGUCUGCGCCACAGGAGGGCAAUUUGACGACGACUCCGCCUCACCCUUCUCCAUCGAUGAGAUGCUGAUCAGCAAUCUCGUCUAG
Messenger RNA from Microdochium trichocladiopsis, 780 nucleotides. RefSeq lists its product as uncharacterized. Bases 1 to 780 code for a protein of 259 amino acids. Lineage: Eukaryota; Fungi; Ascomycota; Sordariomycetes; Xylariales; Microdochiaceae. The transcript has a single exon. The record is from RefSeq and is a predicted model, not a curated record.